This is a messenger RNA of Trypanosoma theileri, 1686 nucleotides long. RefSeq lists its product as uncharacterized. Lineage: Eukaryota; Euglenozoa; Kinetoplastea; Trypanosomatida; Trypanosomatidae. The record is from RefSeq and is a predicted model, not a curated record. The transcript has a single exon. The coding region runs from base 1 to 1686 and encodes 561 amino acids.
AUGAUACGUCGAAGCAUGAAGUGGUCAAGUGCACUGAACAACAGAAGCAACACAACCAAUGUUCCUGUUGUUGCACCAGGUGUUUUGCGAUCCUUAUACCGUAUGCUACUUAGAGAAGUGAAAAAAUUAGACGAUUCUCCCGUCUCAAAGACUUUGUUUCCACUUAAUAAGGAGCUACAAAAUAUCACAAAAAGCCAUGGUCCUCUUUAUGUUCCUAAUGGAGUAAAAUAUAUGAAAGUUCUGCGUGAUGUGUUUCGUGAUACAAAAUCUCCUGGUAAUGUGAAUUUAGCUUUUGAUACGUUAACACGUCUCCGAGCGCACAAUGAGAAAGUUACCGCAAAAGUUCCUGUUUUUAUGAAGGACCAUACUCCUUUAAUUAAUACAAUGAAAGCGUCUCAGCCAAAAAAAGGUAUCUACCGAGCUGAACCUAUUAAAUAUACAAUUAACAAGGGCCCUAAGUAUGCCCCUCUUGUUGGUUCUACGUUUUCUGUUCCUACUAAGGUCGUUCUGCAACAAACUCAAACUGUUGAUCUUGCAGAAGGUGUGGCCUUAGUUGCCCAUCCUCUUUCUUCAACGCAUGUGGAUCGACGUGUGUUGCUAAUUACAGAGCGUAAUCAUCAUGUUACUACAGCUGUUGUACUAGACAUGAUGUUUACUUACCCCCUUUCUCGUGGGAAUCCUAUGUUCCCUGAAGUGUUCUGGGGUCAUGAAGUGUAUGAUGGAGGUUUUUCACAGAUUGGCUUCACUAUGCCUCCUACAGCGCAGAUUAGUAUUCUUCAUACUACUAAACCUCCCACAGAACCAGAGUCUUCUCAAUAUCUUGCUUGGCUUAAAUGGAAAGAUACCAAAUCAAAAUCCAAAACGGCAGAAACUCCUGCAGAACAUCAUUCUUUAUUAUGUAAGCCUCUUAUUCGUGGUGGGAUUUUAGAAGAUGGUAGUGAAGAACCAACGCUAUAUUUAUCAAAAGUAGAGGCACUUCCAUAUUUGGCUCAAUUGUUGCCAGGUAAACCACGAUCCUCCCUUCGGGUAUACUGGGGUAGCAUGCGAUGGCCUACACAACAACUUGAGACUGAGGUGGCGAACGGACAUUGGAUUCCUGUUAAGCUUUCUCCACAGUUCUUUGGACCAUAUCCAUUAGUACCAGAAUCUGGAAAAGUGGAAAGGUUUCCUACAAAGGAAGAGUUGGAAGAAGCUAGGGUAACACGUGAACGACGAUAUGGUGUAGAUAUUUCCCUGCCACAAGUUUUUCCUCCGGAUCAGAUCCUUCGACGUCGUGAAUGUUUGUGGGACCAAAUUAUGUAUAGUCUUGGAGGAGAAUUCAGUGCUUUGGUAGGAUGUGUGAAUCCUUUCUCAGGAACCACACGUGGAGUUUUACCACUAGAAGUCUCAGGACCCUCUGUAAUGAGUGAAGCUGUGGCUGCCGUUGAUGAUGAUGAUGAUGAUGAUGCUUCAGCUGAAGGGGACACAAUAUUAAUGGAAAGUGAUGAAACAGGGGAAGAAGAAGAAGAAGAGGGGGAAGAAUAUGGGAGCAGUGAUGAUGACCACGAUGUCCAUAAUCUCGUAUUUAGUGAUAAGACGGAGGUAGAGAAAGGGUCAACGCCACGUCUAGUGGAGGAAGACGAGAAACCAUCAGCUGUGGUUAAACCUGUUGGAGAAGAAAAAAAAAAUGACAAAGAAAAAGAAUAA